AUGCAUAGGUACGAAGGCUUCAGAGUUUCCAUCAACAUGACCCAAAUCAGUGACUGUCACGCCAGCCCAGUUCUUCUCUCAGCUGGUUUGGCUUCAACUCAUCAUCGUGUUUCCAGGUCGUCUCCUUCAAAGCUCAUCUCUGUUUCGUGUAGAGCAAGUAGCAGUGAUGGCGCCGCCCCCGCCGGCUUCUACAAGAUGCUGUGUCUGAGCUCCAACAAUGCCGGGAUUCAAGAGAUAAAGAGAGCUUACAGAAGCAUGGCUCUCAAGUAUCACCCUGAUGUCUGUGACAUCGCCGACAAGGAGGCAUCGGCGAGGGUGUUUGUUCAGCUUCACGUUGCUUACAGGACCCUCUCGGACCCGUUGGCCCGGGAAGAGUAUGAUCUCCGAUUGAGGCAGUUCGGUGAGUCUGCGACCGGAUACCAUGAGAUGGAUCAGCUUGGAGGAAGACGGAGAUGGAAAGAUCAACUCGUUGAGUUGAAGAGGAGGUCCAGUCAUCGCGAGACAAGGGAUGGUGGCUCGUGGGGUAGCCGUAUGAGGGCUCGAAAUAAGGAAAACUAA
Messenger RNA from Diospyros lotus (date-plum), 558 nucleotides. Its product is annotated as chaperone protein dnaJ 20, chloroplastic-like. The transcript has a single exon. The coding region runs from base 1 to 558 and encodes 185 amino acids. The record is from RefSeq and is a predicted model, not a curated record. NCBI's taxonomy places the organism in Eukaryota, Viridiplantae, Streptophyta, Magnoliopsida, Ericales, Ebenaceae. Gene Ontology annotation, cellular component: chloroplast.